GAUGGAACUUGGCUUGGAAGAGAAAACGGAGCAACCUGAGACUGCUGUUUUCAAUAGAGAUGUGUCCUCUGAACUCAGCUCCUCCUCAGAUCUACUGAAUUCAGUUGUAGAAGAGAAGGAGCACCUGCAGGUCUACCUCCGUAUUCGUCCCUUCACUGCUGCGGAGAGCUACACUGGAGAGGCGCAGGAUUGUGUGACCAUAGAGUCUACAGACACUGUUCUGGUCAAACCUCCGGUCUCCUGUCAGGCUGUGAGGCAGAGCACAGCUGGGACUGAGCGCCCCCUGCUGCAGACCGGACAGCGCUUCCAGUUCUCCCAGGUGUACGGGCCGGACACUACACAAAAGCAGCUGUAUGAUGGCACAGUGAAGGACCUGGUCAAAGAUGUUCUGACCGGGGGAAACUCUCUGGUCUUCACCUAUGGAGUCACCAACGCAGGCAAGACCUUCACCUUCUUAGGGCCAGAGGCAGAUGCAGGCCUCCUACCCAGAGCUCUGAGCACCAUCUUCAACAGCAUCGAGGAGCAUGUCUACAGUGACAUCUCCAUCAGACCACACCGCUGCAGAGAGUUCACCAGACUCACCAAGGAGCAGCAGGUGGAGCAGAUCCUGCUCAAGAGAAGCCUCUUCAAGCAGAGCAGAGAGGUCGACAGGAACACUACUCUGCUAAACUCCACCAUAAAGACACACCAUGAAGGCUCUUUAGUUGGGACAGCAGUCACAUCAGAUGACAGGAUCAGUCUGGACUUGGGGGAGCACACCAAGUUCUCCGUGUGGGUGUCCUUCUGUGAGAUCUACAACGAGAACAUCCAUGACCUACUGGAGGCGCUACCAAGUAGCACCCAGAAGAGAACUGCUCUAAGGCUGUCGCAGGACGUCAAGGGACACAGCUUUGUCAAAGAUCUGCGCUGGGUGCACGUGGACACCGCUGAGGAGGCCUACAGAGUGCUCAAACUGGGUAAAAAGAACCAGAGCUUCUCCUCCACCAAACUCAACCAGCUCUCCAGCAGAAGCCACAGUAUUUUCUCCAUUCGCAUUCUGAAGAUUGAAGAUGUUGGGACACCGAGAGUAUCCGCCAUCAGCGAGCUUUGUCUAUGUGACCUGGCUGGAUCAGAGAGAUGUGCCAAAACCCAGAACAAAGGGGAGCGUCUGAAAGAGGCCGGGAAUAUUAACUCCUCACUCCACAUUCUGGGGAAAUGCAUUAACGCUCUGAGACACAACCAACAAGCAAAACUGCUCCAGCAUGUUCCGUUCCGGGAGAGUAAGCUGACACACUACCUGCAGAGCUUCCUCUGUGGGCGGGGACGAGCCUGUAUGAUCGUCAACAUCAACCAGUGCGCCUCCAUGUAUGAUGAGACACUCAAUGUGCUCAAGUUCUCUGCUGUAGCUCAGAAGGUGGUUGUGUUGAACUCCAAAAACCAGCAGCUGCUGCCAGAGCGCUCCUCCACUGAAGCGUCCUUUCUGCUGGACAGUGAAGAGCAGCCCAAGAGGAGAAGGAGGAGCUCUGUCAGUGUGUGGGACACCAGCCUGGAAGAUGUACAGGAGGAUGAGGCAGACGAGUGCGAGGACAGUCUGAUGGACACCACACAGUGCAGCAGUCUGGAGGGGACUGCCGAACAUGAUAAGAUCCUCAUUUCUAAAAAGACCUACCAGAAUCAGAUGGCGCUGUUGGGACAUCUGCAGGUCCAGCUCAAACAGGAGCUGGCUGAGAGCCUGGCGAUGGAGGCCAGGAUCAGAGACGAAAUCAGCAAAGAAUUCUCCCAGAUCUUCUCUGAGAUGCAGAAGGACUACGAUGACCGUCUGGCACGGGAGAGGGAGAUCCUGGAGGAGCGAGCAGAAAAACGUCUGGAGAUCUUCAAGGACCUCAGCCAGAAGAUGUCCAGAGAAAGCCACUACCAGGACCGCAGCGCCAUGGACCCGUUCUCUGCCGAAAUGGCAGAGAUGGAGAGUUACCCUGAUGCUUACCUGACCGGCGCCUUGGACGAGAGGAGUCAUGCCUUUGAACGGCUGGAGGAGCAGGUCUCAAAAUACGCAGGUGAGAGCAGUACACAGUACGGGGACAGGGCGGCGCUCAUGAGCCAGCUGCAGGAGCGGAGCCUCCAGGUCUCCACUUUGGAGAAACAGGUGUCCCAGCUGCAGAGGGCACUGGAACAGAGGGCACACAGCCACAACUCAGCCCAUGAGCAGGGCACUGCGGAGCAGCUCCAGCAGGCACUUGCAGCCGUAGAAAAGGAGAAGCAGGCCAGGGAGGAAGCUCUGGCUGCGCUGGAGUAUCAGACGGUGGGGAGAGUGGAGGCCCUGGCUUCCCUGGAGGUGGAGAGGAAAGCCCGGGAACAAGCCCAGUCUACCCUCAGCGAGCUCCAGAAGACCCACCGGGACAUGUCCAGAGCUUUGGAGGAAGAGAAGAGGGGUAAGGACAGCAUCCGGGCCGCUCUAGAGGAGGAGAAACGUGCCAAAGAGGAGAUGAUGGCCUCCCUCAGAGAAGAGAGGAGACGUAGCCAGGAGGCCAAGGUUCGAGACGACAGACAGGAUCACAAGAUGGAAGAGCAGUUAGCCUCUCUGACUGAGAAGAACAAGGCCAGGCAGAAAGAGUGUGAGGAGCUGCAUGUGGAGGUGAAGGAGCUCAAGAACAAACUGCAGGCCACAGAGAAGAAGGUGUCCUCUGAAACUGAGCGAGGCGAGAAGGUCUCCGCAGAGCUCCGAGCCGCUCAGACUAAACUGGACAAACUCUCUUCUGAAGUCAAGGACAAAACACACCAAAUCCAGUCUCUCACCCAGGAAGUGGACAACGUCAAACAGGAACUCCAAACCUCCGUCGCCUCCUCCAGCCUGUCCAUCAACCUGCUCAAAGACGAAAUAUCCGAGCUCCGUGCCACCUUAGCCUCGGAAAAGGAGAAUAACAAAAGGAAAACCAACCAAAUCACGCAAAUGGAAAAGGAACUGGCUAGCGCUAAGGAGCAGUUAGCAAUGGAGAAGCUAAUGUCUGAGCAGAAGCUAGCUGAGCUCAACGACAAACUUCGGCGACAAUCGGCAUCCAAAGAGGAAAUCGAAAAUUUAAAGAAAAAGCUCGCAGAGAAAGACCAAUCUCUGCAGCGCCCUCUAGACGACCUCAAGGCUAAUCUGGAACUGCAAGAGAAGGAGAAAAAACAGCUUAGAGCUAAACUAGAGGACGAAAAACUAAAUAUGGAAAAGACUAAAGAAAAAAUGUUAGAACAAGAUGCUAAUGCCAAAAAGCAGUUGGAGGCACUGCAGAAACAACUUGACGAGCAACAGGCGGAAUCCGAUCAGCUUCUGUGCGACGCAAAACUACAGUUGUAUGAGCAGCAAGAAAUAGCAGACAAGCUAAGAGCCGACCUGGAACUCGCUAACGGUAAAUGCUCCGCUCUCCAAGAUUACAACAAGCAGACCGACGACCAAGCUGGCAGAGUUCGAGAAAUGGAGAGAUUGUUGGAGGAAAAGGACAAAGUGCAUAAAGAGAAGCUAGCUGAGUCGGUGAGGAGAAGGGAGAGUAUGCAGAAGAAGCUGGAGGAGAGGGAAAAGGAGGUGGCUGCACUGCAGAGGAGCCUGGACCAGCGGGAGCAAGCGGAGAGCCAGGCGGUGCAAGAGACGCGCCGCAAGGAGGUGGAGAGGAGGAGGGAGUUACUGGCCAAAGCGGAGGAGGCCAUCGCUCAGAAAGACGCCGAGCUGGAGAAGAAGAGCAUGGAGAUCACCAGGCUGAAGCAGAGUUCACAGCAGGACGUGGACAGAGUUCAGAGUCUCAGCACGGAGCUUCGGAGGCGAGAGGAGCACGGCAACGAGCUUCAGGAGAAACUGGCCGACUAUAAGAAACAGAUACAGCAGGUCCAGAAAGAGAUCUCUUCCAUGCGUGAGGAGGAGAGGGGCCUGAAGCAGAGGCUGUCUGACUUGGAGAAGUCCAAGAAGCAGCUUCAGACCGACUUGGCCAACAGAGACCGCACCAUUCUUAACCUCAAGAUGGAACAAUCAUCUCACAGCAAGUCAGACCAGACACAGGAACUUUACCAAAAUGCAUCUAAGGAGCUGGAAGCCAAAAACCAAAUCAUUGAAAACAUGCGGCUGGCUCUGUCUGAGCAAGAGGAGACCCAGGAACAAAUGGAGCAUGUCAUGGAGGAGAAGGACCACCGCGUCCAGGAACUGACUAAUGAGGUGGAUAAACUCAAAAAUCUGUUGCUGAGAAAAGAGGGCCCCAGCGGACAUCAGCCGGACAACUCUUCUCAUGAGCUCAGAGUGGCGAAGGAGGAGGCGACCCAGUCUCAAGAAAACCUGAGGGUUUGCUUGGAGAAACACCGGACCGAGCGUAAGGCCUGGAUGGAGGAAAAGCUGUCUCUGAUCGGACAGGCCAAAGAUGCGGAGGACCGGAGAAACCAGGACAUGAGGAGGUUCGCUGAAGAUAGGGAGAAAUACCAGCGGCAGCAGAGCCAAGUGGAGUCUCUGUCCUCCCAGCUGUCCCAGAAGGAGCAGACUAUGGAGCAGUGGAGGAAGGACAGGGAUACGCUGGUGUCUGCUCUGGAAGUCCAACUCCAAAAACUCCUCUCCAGCCAGGCUCAGAAGGACAAACUCAUCCAGGAACUGCAGCAGAGCACGCCCCAGGCACCACCAGAGGCUGGUGACGGGGUCAGUGUGGCAGAGCUCCAGGCCGCUCUGUCUGAACGAGAGGCGGAGAUUCAUAGGCUGAAAGAGGAGCUCCAGGCUGCACAAACACAGGGGGACAACAAGCAGAUUAAGAGCAGUGAGAGUCCCGAAAGUGAAGCUCUCGUCCGCAAGUCCCGAGGCAGGAGGGACACCAGGACCUCUGUGAUCAGUCAGAGCUCAGCCAGUUGCCCAUCGGUGCUGGACUCCUCUGAGAUCUCCACAGACAACGGCCGGACCAGCCGCUUUCCCAAACCCGAGUUGGAGAUCUCCUUCAGUCCCCUGCAGCCCAACCGCAUGGCCCUCAGAAGACAGGGCGAGGAAAGCGCUGUCACAGUGAAGAUAACCCGCUCCGCACGAAAGAGGAAGAGCAACGAGAUGGACAAGAAUCAUAUUUUUAGAAGGAGCAAAAGACGAGCAACACUGCAGGAGGAGGUGGAGGCGGAGAACCGGAGGAACACUCGCACCAAAGUGACGCCAAAGCUGACCCCACACCAAGAGGAGAAGCCGAGUGCAUACGGUCGCCAUGACUCCCAGAGCAGCCUGCGCAGUAGGAAAGAGGGCACGCUGCAGAAGAUUGGGGACUUCCUCCAGAGCUCUCCCACUCUGCUGGGCUCCAAAGCAAAGAAAAUGAUGGGUCUGGUGAGUGGGCGGGACAUGGACCCCUCUGGCUCCUCCCCCUCUCUCAGAGGCAAGAAGAAAAAGAGGAACCUGUACCGGCCCGAGAUCUCCUCCCCCAUGGACAUGCCCCCCCACCCGAUCAUUAGCCGAGAGCCGGAGGAGAAGGAGAGCGACCAUCAGAUCAUUAAACGAUGUCUGCGCUCACGGGUGGUCAAAUAAAACUGCAAACAAA
Molecule: messenger RNA, 5498 nt
Organism: Periophthalmus magnuspinnatus
Lineage: Eukaryota; Metazoa; Chordata; Actinopteri; Gobiiformes; Gobiidae
Gene: kif20ba
Product: kinesin family member 20Ba
Exons: 34
Coding region: 2-5485 (1827 amino acids)
Biological process (GO): microtubule-based movement; mitotic spindle assembly
Cellular component (GO): spindle microtubule; nucleus
Molecular function (GO): ATP binding; plus-end-directed microtubule motor activity; microtubule binding
Source: RefSeq, a predicted model, not a curated record